This is a messenger RNA of Anastrepha obliqua, 2024 nucleotides long. RefSeq lists its product as uncharacterized. NCBI's taxonomy places the organism in Eukaryota, Metazoa, Arthropoda, Insecta, Diptera, Tephritidae. Bases 1 to 1896 code for a protein of 631 amino acids. The record is from RefSeq and is a predicted model, not a curated record. The transcript has 2 exons.
AUGCAGCAAAUAGGACUACCAAAAUGGUUUUUUUGUUACUGUACCAUUGUUCUACAAAUUUACGUUUUGCAUGCCUCCGAACUGCAGAAUCAGGAAGCCAUUGAAAAAGUUACUAUGGACACCAUCGAUUGGCCUGGUUUGCUAACAAAUCUACGCGACAGCUGGCAAUCGCCGCUUUCAUACUUACAAAAGCGUGGCUAUCUUCCGCCGGGCAAUGAGAAGCUGUUAGCACAGAAAUUGAAUGAGCUACGUGGAAUGAGUGCCAAUGAACUCAGAAAUGAUGAAAAUCUUAAGGUGGAAACGAACGGCGAUGCCUACGCUUCGCCAGGGAGUAGGGCGAAUGCGCGUUUACACCCGAGCGAUUUAAGCGCAGCUGAGACUGAUAUGCAGAGUAGCGAUGGCGUCAUUGCAACGUACGGUGGUCAGCAACCACAAGAAGCGAUAGACAAUCUUCUGAAAGAGUUCUCAUUAGAUGCACAGCCCGAUUCAGAUACCGAAACAGAUCUAGAAUUUGAAGAAGACGUAGAGAGUUUCAAGAAUAAUGAAGCAAAUGCUCGUGGGAAAAAGCCACACACAGGCGGGGUAAAAUCCAAUUCAAAACAUAAAUGCAAACUUAAGAAUAAGUCGAGAACAAAGAGCCAGCCAGGAUUCUUUAAACGCAUAAAGCAAAAGUUAUCUUCAAUAUUUACAAAUUCCAAAAAUGUGGACUCAAAAAUAGAUGCCAUCAAAAAGCCAUGUCUCACGCCUGAUUAUGCGAACUAUUUUGUCAAGUACUUGGCAAAUAAAGACCUGAAAGGGCAAUACGCAGGUAUAAAAAAAUAUGGGGAAAAGGGUGUGCAUAGAAGAGACCAGAGUGGCAAGGAUUUAUCGAAGCAAGACUUGACUUCUCAAUCCACGAACCUUAACGAUGACACAGCGCAUGUUAAAGAUUUUUCUUUAAACUCAUUUCCAUUCCAAGAUUUCAAUUUGGGCGAUUUAAAUUGGAAGAAGGUGCUAACGAAAGGCACUCGGAGCCAGUCGAAUGAUAAUAAAUUGUCAGAUUUGAAGAACUUCAAUUCGCAAGACGAAGAAUUGAACAAGAUUGUGCACAGUUUGGCAGAACAGCAAUCGCCUGCAAAAGAUUUGCCCGACACAAAGAUUGAAAAGUGGGAACCCAAAGAGGAUUUUAAUUUGAAAGAAUUUUCAUUCCCGAAAGAUGCUCAAAAUAAGCUUCACGACAAUAGUAAUUCGCUGCAAAAAGAGCUCGCGCCCAAUUUCGAGGGGAAAAAUGUAGACAAUGCUGAAAAAAAUGGCGAAGCAGCGUCAGCAGUGAAUGAUCUUACACUGCCGCAUACAAAGAAUUCGGAUAUUAGUAUAGAAGACAAUUGGAGUAAGGGCGCGAACUUAAACGAUUUCGAUUUCUCAUUGCCCGCUUUAAAAUUGAAAAAUCUCACAGCCCCUGCAACAGAUACCGCAGCCAAAGACGCAGGUGUAAAAGAUUUCGGCAACUUGGGCAUGCCCAGCAUUAAAAUGAAGAUUCUCGAAUCGCUUGCCGAAGAAGCAGCAGCCAAUGCCGACAUUGAGCAUAUUUCACAUCAGCCUUUAAAGUACGGAUUUGAUGCAAAAAGUACCGACAGCGAUGCUAAGGAUGAGCUAACAAAUGAGGGUAACUCAAAUGAUUACGGUGCGCGGCUACUCGAUACUUACAAAAUGAAUGCGAAAAACCUCAACGGAGAUGCCAACAACCAUGCGGGUGCGAAAGAAGCGGAUGCAAAAAACUUCGAUUUUGGUAGCUUUACAGCAAACAAUAGAAAUUACCUGGAUCUGGAUCGACAAUUUACGCGGCAGGUGGUGGAAAAUAUUAUACGCAAGGAAAGGAAGGGUUACAGUCACAAUGAUAGGCCCGACAAAGAGUAGAAGGAAAAAAUAUGUGGAACUGUAAUGCAAGAGAUUUUUUCGUAGUUGUAUUGAUACUUAAAACAGUUGGCUAUUUAAAUAAUGUUUACUAUUAACGAUUUAUUUAAAUAAACACAGAUUAUCUUACA